CCGCGCCGGCUGAUACGACGAAGCCGCCGAGAGCGCCAUCUCAUGACCACAGCGCCUACCUGGGAGGCGGUGCUCAACAGCAGAACCUUCGUCUCAACAGUCAUCACCGGCAUCUUGGGCUGCUCUCGACGUCCCCCCUUGCUUCUUUCUAUACAUCCCACCGUGUGGUACCGCAGCCUCUGGUGGCUGCGCGCAGUGACUCUUUAGUCCGCUCAGUUGCGCAGUCGUUUGAGCGCGCGCUUAUAACUGA
Schizophyllum commune H4-8 is the source of this 250-nucleotide messenger RNA. RefSeq lists its product as uncharacterized. Bases 43 to 207 code for a protein of 54 amino acids. The transcript has a single exon. The record is from RefSeq and is a predicted model, not a curated record. NCBI's taxonomy places the organism in Eukaryota, Fungi, Basidiomycota, Agaricomycetes, Agaricales, Schizophyllaceae.